AUGAGGAUGAACAAACAACACAAAGUCAGCAAAAACAAUGCAGGAAAUCCAUUUGAUACAAACCAGCCAGUAAAUGACAGUCUCCACCAUCAUCUCAGCUAUGUUCAUGGAAAAGAGUUUGAAUACGAGGACCCAAUGUUUCAGGAUUAUGACGAACAAACCAAACAAGCACAACUACAUGACUGGACCCACACAGAACACAUGGACACGGAUGAUCUGCGAUAUACAAAAGCCUCAUCUCCUGGUUUGAAGAGUCAUUGUCGUCUGACUAAUCUGUGCUUCACUAGAUCUACUAGAUCUGGAGAUUUGACAAUCAAGAUACCGCUGCUCAUUGAAGCUCUUCUUCUCAUUUUAGCUGCUCUAGGACAGGAUCACAGAACAACUGUUGAAGGACAGAUAUUUCCAUUGGAUAUGGCACCAAAUUCUGUCGAUGACCAAUAUGACGGUUGUACUAUGAAAAUGGCGAAUCUGGUGAAGACAUUGCUAGAGAAGGAAAGAUCUGGCUCAGCUGAAUUUAAUAAGACUUGGCAAGAAGGUGAAGAGAAUGCAAAUAAAGCAGAGGAUAACUUGCAGCAGAUUCAUUCAGUCGCUAUUCAUGUUUACACUAACAAAGACUCUACAGUAUAUAAUAAUUUCACUAGUGCCACUCGCACUGACAAACAGAAAUACAGAGAGGGGACAUUCACAUGGUAUUCACUUCACUUUCUGUUAACAGAAGCGAUACAGAUUCUGAAGAAAACACAAAAUAGAUGCUAUGUAACUUAUCGUGGUACAAAUGUUAAAUUUGAUGUUAAGAGCAAAGAGGUUCGUUUGAGCUCAUUUUCAUCCUCCUCUCUUGAUCGAACAGUGAUACAGGGUUUUGGAAAUAAAUCUUGUUUUGAAAUCUACACUUGUGAAGGUGCUAAUCUGACAAAAUACUCUAAGUAUCCCGAUGAGAAAGAGGUGCUGAUUCCUCCAUAUGAGAAUUUUAAAGUCACCACUGUCAAAAACAGGACAGAUCAGCCUGAUCUUUGGUGUGAAACUGUGUUUGUGUUGAACAGCACUGGAAAAAGUGACCUGAGUUGUGCAUUGUUUAACAGUGGAAACCAUGCUGCUUUCUUUAAUGUUCUACUAAUUUUGCAAAUAUUAUUUUGCAAAGUGUUUACCUGCUAA
Molecule: messenger RNA, 1152 nt
Organism: Sinocyclocheilus anshuiensis
Lineage: Eukaryota; Metazoa; Chordata; Actinopteri; Cypriniformes; Cyprinidae
Product: ecto-ADP-ribosyltransferase 5-like
Exons: 5
Coding region: 1-1152 (383 amino acids)
Molecular function (GO): NAD+ poly-ADP-ribosyltransferase activity; NAD+-protein-arginine ADP-ribosyltransferase activity
Source: RefSeq, a predicted model, not a curated record